AUGUAUAUUUGGAACGGGUUACCUUUUAUCUGGAAAACAUUGUCUUCUGGCAUACGAUCUAAAGGCGAUAUAGUGAUAAAUGUUGCUUCAAGUGGUAUUGCUUCUCUUUUGUUACCGGGGGGUCGAACUGCUCAUUCAAUAUUUGCAAUCCCUCUAAAUCCAACUGAAGAUUCAACAUGCAAUAUAAAACAAGGUAGUCCUUUGGCAAAGUUGAUUGUGAAGGCAAAAUUGAUCAUUUGGGAUGAGGCGCCAAUGAUGCAUAAAUACUGCUUUGAAGCUCUUGAUCAAACUCUUACAGAUAUUCUAAGAUUUAAAGAUCCAUCAAAUUUAGAUAGACCAUUUGGAGGUAAAACAAUUAUUCUUGGAGGUGACUUUAGACAAAUCUUGCCUGUAAUUACAAAAUGUACUAGGCAAGAGAUUGUUAAAGCAACUCUAUAUUCUUCAUAUUUGUGGCCCCACUAUCAGGUUUUAAAGCUAAUCAAAAAUAUGAGAUUGAAAGGAAAUAUAUUUGGUGCUGAUUUGGAUGAUUUAAAACAGUUUUCUGAUUGGAUUUUGGCAAUAGGUGAUGGAAAUAUUGGAUGUUCCAUUGAUGGCAUUAAGAAAGUAGAAAUACCCGGUGAUCUUCUCAUACAUAAUUGUGAUGAUCCAAUAUCUGGAAUUGUAGAAAGUACAUAUUCUGAUUUCUUGAGACAUUUCACAGAUAUAAAAUACCUUCAAGAAAGAGCAGUUCUUGCGCCAACUCUUCAGAUGGUGGAAUCGGUGAAUGAUUACAUGGUUUCUCUCAACAAUAGUCUGGAUAAGUCAUAUUUAAGUUCUGAUACAAUUUGCAUGUCUGAUCAUGCAUUUACAUCUUUGGAACAUGUACAUACACCUGAAUUCCUAAAUAGUAUUUAA
Nicotiana attenuata is the source of this 894-nucleotide messenger RNA. RefSeq lists its product as uncharacterized. The record is from RefSeq and is a predicted model, not a curated record. NCBI's taxonomy places the organism in Eukaryota, Viridiplantae, Streptophyta, Magnoliopsida, Solanales, Solanaceae. Bases 1 to 894 code for a protein of 297 amino acids. Gene Ontology annotation, biological process: telomere maintenance; DNA repair. The transcript has a single exon. Gene Ontology annotation, molecular function: DNA helicase activity.